Molecule: messenger RNA, 812 nt
Organism: Fundulus heteroclitus (mummichog)
Lineage: Eukaryota; Metazoa; Chordata; Actinopteri; Cyprinodontiformes; Fundulidae
Exons: 4
Coding region: 353-715 (120 amino acids)
Source: RefSeq, a predicted model, not a curated record
GCGGGAGAGACUAACUCCAAGAAGAGAAGACGGAUGCACAAAAGCUUGCGGUAAGAAUAUAUUUGACUGCUAGCUAAGCUAAAAGUAGCCUAGCCAUAACCCAAAGCUAAGGGUGUAUUUUUUGUGAUUUACAGUACGCCGUCUUCACAACUCGGAGACAAAUUGCAGGCGCUAUGAACCGGCGCAAGGACUAAGCACGCCUCAUAAUGAGGCAGUUACCUCCUAUCUGCUCGGAGCAAUAACUGCAAGCCUCGAUUUACACUAUAUUGUUAAAGACGACAUUGUGUCCGCCUGUAAGACGUAUUACGAGACGGUACGCAGGAGCUUCAGAUAUACGCAGCCAGAGAACUCAAUGCGGGCGGAAGCUGCCAAGAAUUCAGCUCGGAGUCGAGCGAGAAGAAAGAGGCUGCAGGAAUCGAGGCAGAGCGUGCUAGCUGAUGAGGAAGUGGAACUCUGGAUGUCCGCCACCGUCGACCUCAUGUCUGACGAGGAAGAUGGCGUCGUUGGCAGGGUCUCUGGAUGGAUUGUACCGCCGUCAUUUCGUAGGCCGGAUCUCUCUGAACUCUGUGUGAAGCUGCAGUCCCGGUUAGAGGCGACGCCGAAGUACAAAGCCAUGCACAGCAGGCGUCUGCACAUCGGACCUCCCUCGGAAAGAACGCCGCCAGCAGUUGCCUACAACCCCGAGGAGGCGCACGGACAGUUCACGGAGUUGUAGUUUUUUGGAUACGCAUGUGUGGGAAGAUCCUCGAGUUGUAUAUAGUUGUGUGUGUGUGUGUUUUUUUUAAUAAAGCUCUUUCUUUGCAUAAACAUCU